AUGCGGCGCACGUGCGAAAUCGGGGUCUUGGCCGCGCUGGCGUUGUUUGCUACGCCCACAUUCGGCGGCUGCCCGUUCCUCUCGGGCCAGAAUGAGGAUGCGAUGAACCCCGGCGGGGAUCGCGCCCUGAUGUCCUCCUCCUCCUCCUACGAUAGCAGCUCCGGUGGCGCCGACUUCUCCAGCGAGACCUACCAGGCCCUCCAGGCGGACAUCACGACCAUGUUCACCGACUCGCAGGACUUCUGGCCGGCCGACUUCGGCAACUACGCGCCCUUCAUGAUCCGUCUGGCCUGGCACUGCAACGGCAACUACCGCCAGUCGGACGGCCGCGGCGGCUGCGACGGCGGCAGGAUCCGCUUCAACCCGGAGCGAAGCUGGGCCGACAACACCAACCUCGACAAGUCGCUGACCCUCCUGCAGCCCAUCAAGCUCAAGUACGGCGACGCCGUCUCGUGGGGGGACCUCAUUACCCUGACGGGCAACGAGGCGAUCCGGUCGAUGGGGGGCCCCGUGCUGGGGUUCUGCGCCGGGAGGCAGGACGAUGCCUCCGGCGUCGACAGCCUGGAGCUGGGCCCCUCUCCCGAGCAGGAGGCGGUCGCUCCGUGCGCCGUGAACGGGACGUGCGAGGCCCCUCUCGGCACCAGCACGGUCGGGUUGAUCUACGGAAAGUUCCACGGCGCGUGCGCCACCGGCCCCGGCGCGGACCCGAUCGAUGCACCCGAGGCCCCGUGGCCUGGAACGUGCGGGGAUGCCAACUCCACCACCUUCGGCCGCGCGGAGAACACCUUCACGAGCGGGUUCGAGGGCCAGUGGACGGUGGAGCCCCUGGUGUGGGACAAUGAGUACUUCAAGGACCUGCUCGAGUACGACUGGGUGAUGACCGAGAGCCCCGCGGACCUGGUGCAGUGGUUCCCGGUCCUGAAGGAGGGGGCCACGGAGACGGAGGACGAGAUCCCUGACAUCAUCAUGCUCACCAGCGACAUCGCCUUGCUGAACGACCCGGAAUACCUAGCGCUCGUGGAGCUCUUCGCCAGCGAUCAGGCCGCCCUCGACGAAGCCUUCGCCGCCUCUUGGUACAAGCUCACCUCUCGCGACAUGGGCCAGUUUCAGCGCUGCGUGGGGACCGACGUCGCACCGCCCCAGGACUUCCAGCUGCCGCUCCCGGAGGCGCCCGUCGAUCUCCCGGACAGCGACGGGGCGGCGUCCGCGAUCGUGGGCAUCCUGUCCAGCGACCCGUCCUACCCGGCCCUCUUCGUCACCCUGGCGUGGCAGUGCGCUUCCACCUUCCGUGCCACGGACUACCUGGGCGGCUGCAACGGCGCGAGGAUCCGCUUCUCUCCCGAGAAGGAUUGGGCCGGCAACCAAGGCCUAGACGAGGACGACGACAGCGGCAGUGACGGCGUUCACGCUGCGGAGGUCGACGCGGACGCUGAAGCGCAGGAGGACGGCGAGGAUGACGAUUCCGCGGCUCCCACCGUCGCCUUUGCUUCUGUGGCUGGCGUCAUCGCUGGUGUUGCUGCUGUUUUCGCGCCUCUGCUGCUCGAGCUGUGA
Molecule: messenger RNA, 1551 nt
Organism: Ectocarpus siliculosus
Lineage: Eukaryota; Phaeophyceae; Ectocarpales; Ectocarpaceae
Source: the annotation of a GenBank genome assembly